AUGGGCUGCUACCGCAUAUGCGGGGUCGACGUCACGACGCCAGCGGGGGCCUGCUUGAGCCUCCUGCUCUUCCUCAUUUGCUUCCAGAUUUUUCUCGAAUUCGUCGAUGAAGACGACGUGCACCAUCACCACUACUACCCCUGCAAGGGCUGCAGCCAGCAACCCAGUGCUGCGGCAGAUGGAGGAGGAAGAGGAGACACCGAGAUGCCCCAUCACCAGCACUCUGCAGCCUGGACCGAGGGCACCAGCCCAGUCUCGAUUGCAGGUGCCGAGGCCGUCGACCCUGGUGGUCACAGCGUGGCCGCUGCUGCGGCGGCGGCGGCGGCGAAAGCAGAGGCCGCCAGCCGCGUGGACGAUGACGCGCACGGAGACUACUACGACGCGGCGGGCGACGUUGAUGAGGACGACGAUGACGACGACGAGGAAGAAGAGGACGACCCCGAGGGCGAGCUCAUCAGCUACCUGCUCAGCAAGAAGAGGGAGAAGGAGGAAAAGAAGCGAAGGGAGAAGGAGGCCAAGAAGGGGAAGAAGGGCACCGGCGGCACGAGCCUCAGCCUCAUCAAGCCCGCCGACAAGAAGAAGGCGGCCAAGCUCGAGAAGGAGAAGGAAAAGGAGCGGAAGAAGAAGAUGAAGCAGCUCAAGCUGAAGGAGCUCGACCUGCUCGCGGAGGAGCGGCUCCGGCUCGAGGAAGAGAGGGCCAGGCUCGAGGAGGAGCGCCGCCGGUUCGAUGAGCAGCGGGCCCGGUGGCGACAGGAGGAAGAGCUUCGGCGGCAGCAGCUCGAAUCGUCACAGCAUGCCGUCGAAGUGUUGUAA
This is a messenger RNA of Acanthamoeba castellanii str. Neff, 813 nucleotides long. RefSeq lists its product as uncharacterized. NCBI's taxonomy places the organism in Eukaryota, Discosea, Longamoebia, Acanthamoebidae. The record is from RefSeq and is a predicted model, not a curated record. The transcript has 2 exons. The coding region runs from base 1 to 813 and encodes 270 amino acids.